This is a messenger RNA of Didymodactylos carnosus, 3348 nucleotides long. Lineage: Eukaryota; Metazoa; Rotifera; Eurotatoria; Philodinida; Philodinidae. The record is from the annotation of a GenBank genome assembly.
AUGAGCCGUAAUGAUCCAGCGUCAAAUAAAAAUGUUUCAAAUAAUCAUGAACCAAAAGAAAAGCGACAGUUUUUACGUCGUGGACAAGGUAUUGCUCGUUUCCAAGCACCUCCCAAACGUCGAGAAAAACGUUCCAAAUCUGUUGAGCCUGUAGAUGAUCGAAAUGAUUUGAAUCAAGAUUCAUUGACACGUUCAAAACGUCCAACAAGUGCAAACAGUGGUAUUAUUGCUAGUAACCGUUUAUCAAAUGUUCAACAGAAACCAAGAUCAGCUUCAACGUCUUCAUCUGGACGACAAACUCCUACACAAGCAAAUCGCAAUUCAACAGUUAAUCAAAAGUCAAAAGCAAAACCUGCUCCAACUACAAAUCGCACUGCAAAAACUCGAUUAGAACAACAACAGCCGGAAAAAUCGGUUCAAUCAGCUCGACAAACACCUUUGCAACCGGCAAUGACAAUUACAAAUCUAUUAGGACAAGUAGAUCUCGAUGAUGACGAUGAAAUAGAUCAAUUUAAUAAAAAGCAAGAAAAAUCGAAGGAACUUGAUGAUGAAAAUGAAAAUACACCAACAAAUCAUUUUAUUAAUCAAGAAUUACGAGCCAUGAUUGAUUCUAAAUGGAAUUCAUCGAAACUCGAUGGGAAAUUUGAUAUGAAUGAUAAACAAAAGAAAACAUUCUUACCCGGAAAUUAUAGAACAACUGAAAGUGCAAUCGAAAUUGAUGAUGAGGAUGAUGAUGAUGAUGAACAACAUCUAGAUGAAGAUGAAGAACAACAACAUGAAAUUCAAAUAACAAGACAACGGACGUCAAGCGUUUCUAGUCAAUCUAAAAUAACUUUUGAUGGCUUUCGAUCACAAUUACAACAAUAUACAAAUCCCAAAAAAACAACUAAUGGCAAAACGUUUAUGCCACAAGAUUUAGAUGAUUUUGAAAAACUUGAACAGUAUGCCGAAGAACAUCCAUCGAUGAUAAGUACAGCAUCAUACGUUGAUCAGAUUGUCUUCAACGAUCACUUACUUCAUAAGGAACAAAAUGCAAAGAAAUCAUCUGCAACAGAUGAACAUUAUCAAUUAACAAAAAGAAACAAUCUGUUUAAUCCACAGAAUGAUUAUAUGGAAAAUGAGAAUGAAGAUAAUGAGCUGACAAAUCGAAUUCGUCAACGGAAAAUAAAACCAUUUAAAAAUAAAAUUGAAACUAUUCCAAUUGAUCGUGAUAGUGACGAUGAUGACAUUGAAAAUGAAAAUGAUGAUUGGGAAUGUGCGGCUGUUAUUCCAAUUAAUGAAAACCGUUUAAAUCAACAGCAACCAUCACUAAAUGAUGACUAUAAUAGUGAUAGUGGUAUUGGUUCACUUCAAAGUAAUUUAAAUAAGAAAAAGCAAAUUUCAACACAUUCAACAAAUUUCGACGAUGAAUCAUCAUGGUUAGAUCGUGAACUAAAAUCGAAAUCAAGUGUCAACGAUAAUAGUAACACUGCUGUUUCACAAUUAAUGAUGAAAACAUUUCCCGGAUUAAGACAACAACAACAACAACAACAACAAAAUAGCCAACAUGAACAAAAUGAAAAAAUACGCGCCUAUGUUGAACAUACUAAUACAAUGAACAAUAAUAGUAAUCAAGAUCUAAAUAGAUUAAUUCGAGAAAAAUCAAUUGAAUUAGAAAAACAAAUUGAAAAUUUUCAACAAGAAAAUAUUAAAUUACAAAAUUUAUGUUUAGAACGAAAUAAUGCUAUUAAAAAACUUAAACAAGAACAAAUUGAGUUUGAUAAAUAUAAACAAGCGGAAAUGGAAAAAUUUCAAUUAUAUAAAGAUGAUGAAAUAAAAAAAUUGAAAAAAGAUAAACGUCUAUUUGAACAAUAUCAACAAACACUCAAAGAACAUCCAGAUAAGCGAGAACGAGAAGAAAUUGAAACAUUAAAAAAACAAGUAUCCGGAUUACAAGACGAAUUAAAAUUACGUGAAACACGAUGGACAGCAGCAAUGAAUCGUUAUAAAGAACGUAUUGAAACGUUAGAAUAUGAUAAUGCUGAAUUGAAACAAGAAAAAGAAAUAAUUGAACGUAAACGUCUGGAUUUAAUGCAAUUGUUACAAAAACAACAACAAGGCGAUAUUGUUGUAAAACCAAGACAACAACCACAAGUAGUAGCAUCAGUAGCAAAUGUUAGUGAUGAUUCAUCACAGCGAAAAUCUCUCAUUGAACAGCAAACAGAUCGAUUAAAAAAAAAGAAUACAAAAGCAAAUGGACAAUUACCUAAAACGGUUGUUAUACGUAAUACAGAGUCUUCAAUAAACCGAACAAAUCCAACUAAAUUUUCAACGAAUGGUCGUCGUACACCGGUCGGUGUAAAUGGAUUAAAAAACAAUGAUUCUACGGUGAUGGCAACAUCGUUAAAUGUGACAUCACAACAACAUCAGCAUCAAAAACGUUCUAUGACACAUAAGAGUAUGCCUCCGACGACAUUUGUCAAUGAACACUCAGUAUCUCCAAAAGAAAGAAGAACGGUUGAUCAAGCUGUUGGAACCCAGUCGGAUGAUGACAACAACGAUGAUAACUUCAAAGAUACUAACAAUGAAAACAUAAAUGUCAAGAAUAAUAUGAAUGAUUUAUUAAAUGCGAAUCAUUCGCUAUUAAAUUCAGAUUAUCCGUUGUUUGAAUCGGAAAAUGAUUUUUUAACAACGACUGAUGUUGAUUAUAUUAAAAUUUUAACAAAGCCAUCGUUAUCAUCUUCUGGUACCAAUAAUGUCAGCAAGCCUCAAUCAAUAUUAGCCAAUAGAAAUCAUCAGAGUACGGAAUAUUCUAACACUUUACAAGAGCAACGUUCACAACAAAAUACUAGUCCCUAUUUAUCGUCGAUUUCAUCCUCUUCGACGAUAAAUCAGAAAAAACUCCUUAGUUUAUCGAAUAAUACCGUUCCACGUGUUCAGUUCCAGACAUCUAAAAUCCAACAACAACAGCAACAAGCACAACCACAACCACAACAAAAAACGAUAUCAUUCAACGAAAAGCAUAGAAAACAGACGACUGAAAAUCCACCUGAUGAUGAUAUAAUUGAAGAAAUUCAUCACAAUGAUGGACGUGUUGAACGUAUUAAGUCAGAUUUAUCUAAACAAAUUUUAUUUCCAAAUGGUUCAAAACAAGAGAUAAGUGGGGACGGUAAACAAAUGAUUGUUCAAUUUUAUAAUGGUGAUCGUAAGGAAAAAUUAGCAGAUGGUCGAAUUAUCUAUAAAUAUUCAAGUACAAAUACAAUUGAAACAGAGUAUCCUAAUGGUAUACGUGUCUAUCAAUUUUGUAAUACAAAUACAAUCGAGACAUUAUAUCCAGAUGGGACACGUAUUAUUAAUUCUGCAAAAUAA